Lates calcarifer (barramundi perch) is the source of this 1637-nucleotide messenger RNA. Its product is annotated as troponin I, fast skeletal muscle. Gene Ontology annotation, biological process: muscle contraction. The transcript has 7 exons. The coding region runs from base 841 to 1359 and encodes 172 amino acids. The record is from RefSeq and is a predicted model, not a curated record. NCBI's taxonomy places the organism in Eukaryota, Metazoa, Chordata, Actinopteri, Centropomidae. Gene Ontology annotation, cellular component: troponin complex.
CAAAUAGAAAGAACAAAGAUACACACAUUUAAAUUUACCCUGAUCAUUUGACCAACUCGUAUAUUAGAUUGUGUUAGUUUGGUUUUGUUGAAUCCAUAAUGAAAGAAAGAUGCAGCAGCCUGGCAGAUAACUGAGUCUGUAGACUUUUCCUCCAGUCAGUCAUCUUUACAUUUAUAAUACUUGGUGAUCACAUCGAGUCAGUUGUCAGUUUACAGUGUUUAUGUUUAUUAUGACUUGGACCCAUCAUUUUUAGUACACAGUUGUAGUUUUUACUUGCUUCCACUGGCAGUGAUGGGGUAUAAUCCACAAAAUCCACAGUCAGUUAGACGAGUCACAUGGAAGGAAAUGACUGAUUUGUUUGACUCAUGUUAACUUAAAGCUGAACUUUGUGGGUGUGACUCACAGCUUCACACUCUGUUCUCACUUCUGAUAUGAAGGAAACUGAAUCUGUGAGCAUAAAUCAAGACUGGACUGUUGAGUAACAAUUGCUUUAUCCCCUCCCUUGUCCCUGAGGGAGGGAACCUGAUAGCGUCUGUCCAACGUAAAGUCUAGGGAGUCGACUUCCAGCUGCAGAAAUGUAUGAACUCGGAGAGUUGUGGUGGUAUUUCUGGAGCCUGCUGGCCCAUUGGUCUGAAGUGGCUCUGUUACCAUAAAGAGGGCUGACCUUUCUGCUGAGUGAGCACUUCACACCCUAUAUACCCUGUUUAAUCUUUACAGUUUGUGACUUGGCAGCGUCUCCCCCCCAUCUUCCUCGUCUUCCUCGUCACGUUCAGUAGGUGAGAGUCCCUCCUGCAGCUCGCCUCCAUUCACUCUUGGGUGUGAAGAUCACAAACAGCCAAAAUGUCUGAGGGAAAGAAAAUGACAUCCAGCCGCAGGCAUCAUCUGAAGAGUUUGAUGCUGCAGAUCGCUGCCAGCUGGAUCGAGCAGGAGAAGAAGGACAUUGCAGCCGCCAAAGAAGCUUACAUGGCCGAGAACUGCCCUCCCCCCGACCUCAGCGGAGACCAGGCUGCUCUCAUGGAACUCUGCAAGAAGCUCCACCAGGCCAUCGAUAAGAUUGAUGAUGCGAGGUACGACGCUGAGGCUAAAGUCCAGAAGACCGACACAGAGAUCGAGGAUCUGAAGCUGAAGGUGGUUGAGCUGGCUGGAGUGAAGAAACCCGCCCUGAAGAAAGUCCGUAUGUCUGCUGACGCCAUGCUGCAGGCUCUGCUGGGAGGAAAACACAAGGUGACCAUGGACCUGAGGGCCAACCUGAAGCAGGUCAAGAAGGAGGUCAAAGAGGAGCCAACAGAGGCCGUUGGCGACUGGCGUAAGAACAUUGAGGAUAAAGCUGACAGGAAGAAGAUGUUCGAGACCUCCUAAGACCCUCCUGGACUGGCGAGGACGACAGCAGGGGAGACGUCUCCGCCCGAGGUCUGAGUGACUGAAUGUGUCUCUGAAUCCCAGCAGGAGACACAGGGACAAGAGUUUAGACACUUUUUUGUUCUUUUCUUUUUUUUCUUUUGGUCGUUUUUGUGAUACCGUCGCCCCGAGAGAGACUGAACCAAAACUAAGAAACAGUCAAAUCCAACAGACAAACAUAAGCUCAAAAUGUACAGGUUUUCAUGAAGUCAUUAGAAAUAAAUGUUUUCAAAUAAGGA